Messenger RNA from Homarus americanus (American lobster), 1772 nucleotides. Its product is annotated as oplophorus-luciferin 2-monooxygenase non-catalytic subunit-like. The record is from RefSeq and is a predicted model, not a curated record. Gene Ontology annotation, molecular function: protein binding. The transcript is spliced from 3 exons. The coding region runs from base 613 to 1674 and encodes 353 amino acids. NCBI's taxonomy places the organism in Eukaryota, Metazoa, Arthropoda, Malacostraca, Decapoda, Nephropidae.
UGUAUGUAUGUAUGUACACCAGCAGUAGAUAAGGUUAACAUUAGUCUACGGGAGUUAAAGGCUCCAAAAACUGAUGCUUGACAGACGACGACCAUAACAACAGAGGCUACUGUACUUUGUUUGUCUCAGUGACGGGAAGUACCAAGACCAGUUAUGAUGAUCAGUAGAAAGUAUCAAAGUGUAUUAAAAUUUCAUCUUAUAAUAUUUUUGUCUGUAUGUAGUGAAAUAAGACGACUAAUACUCAACAGCUUGAAGGAGGAAGAAGGCUUUUAAUAAUGAUUGUGUGUUAUGUUACAUAUUAUCACGUUUAUCUGUGUGGGGACUGUGAUGCCGGGGAGGAGGCCCCACACGGGGUACACUCGGCCAGCGUCUUGUAAACAUGUCGCGUUUAGUGUUAGUAUGAUAUUCUGGGAUAUUCUUCCAGGGUAGAUGUCUACGUCGACCAGAAAAUAUAAUUUUAUUGGUGAUAAUGAUCUAUGGCCGAAGGUAAUAAUGUUGGUUUGACUUAAAAUUGCGGCGUUUGUAGUGAGGCGGCAACAGGUGAUGGUGUGUGAGAGAGCAGAGGCUUCACCUACUGUGUGUUGAGGACGCGUACCAACAACAGUACAGGUGAUGGCAGCCAGGUUUAUUAAUGUGUUUGUCCUGGUGUUGAUGGUGCGCCAGUGGACAGUUCUGGUGAGUGCCGAGGAGUGUCCUUACUACAUGGACAUCUUGCCCUGCGUCUGUACACAGGAUAAGGAGACUCUGGAGGUGGAUUUAAACUGCUCGCGGGUGGUGGACAUCGAACAACUGAAGCAGAUCUUUGAGGCAGAGUUUCCCUCCAUCAACUUCAGGGAAUUGACUAUGGACGGCACAGCAGAGGACCCCGUGCCGCUGGACUACCUGCCUGACGGGGUCUUCGGCCCGGUAACUUUCAGAAAAGUUAACAUUCGGUACACCAACGUGCAAGAUAUUGGAGACAAUGUGUUGUUACACCUGAACUCAACACUGGAGGAACUGAGGCUGAAUGACAAUGAGCUACUGAGCUUCCCGACCGCAGAUCUCCCUCACUUCCCCAAGCUUCUCUUCCUAGACAUCUCCAGUAACAACCUAACCUUUAUUGCUGACCUACACUCACUGACCCUAAACAGCCUUAACCUAGGACAAAACCCUGGCUUGUUCUUCACCACUGAGGCCUUCGUCAACGUCCCCAACCUCGUCGACCUAGACAUAGGAAACUGCAGCUUGAAGUCACUGCAGCCCAACUUAUUCACAGAGCAGUGGUUCCUCGCUACUCUCAACCUGCAGCUGAACCACAUCACCGAACUGGACGCCUCCUCCCUCAACUUCCCCAACAACUCCCUCAACGAGAUCAUUCUCUCCGGUAACCAGAUAACUACUGUUAACAAAGGUUUUAUUUCAGGGACGAGUGGGGAGCUCUACCUGGUGAUGAUGGAAAACCAACUGCAGGAGCUUCGUCAGGAGGUGUGGCAACCCGUGUUCCAGGCCAUGGCUGACGAUGGAGGCAGGGGCUUUGUUGUGUUAGAUGGUAACCCGCUGGUGUGUGGCUGCAGCAUCGGGUGGCUGGUCGCGUCAGAACACCUGCUCAAGCACUUAGCCAAAGGUGCCAAGUGUAACAACGGCACCUCGAUCUUCUCCCUUGACCCCGACUACUACACCUCCAAUUGUUACUAAACUACACCAAAUAUAAACAAUUUGUAACAUGUAUCUAAUGAGCCAUUGUAAUUGUACAGUAGUGUUAUUAAAUAUCUAUGUAUAUAUAUGUUAGUCUC